AGGACAUCACUCCGUCUUAAGGUAUCACUUUAAAAGGCAAAAGCCACUUGAAGGAACCCAGUGAAAAGAGCAAUGGAUAAAAGAGAGAAAGAGUACUGUUUAGAUAUCUGAAACCUUUGCUUCUCAUUUGCCUCAGUCUGGGCUUUGCAGAAGAACGUCACCCACUCCCACUCAUUCCUAACGAGAGUAUAUAUUAAGCUCUUUGAAAUGUGAGUAUUAUGGGAAGGAUCGCAGUUGCUUUAAAUUAUAGAAGUUGGCAAGUGCUUGGGAGGCGCGGGAGGUUGUUUAAACUGAGAAAGACAGUUGCAAAACUUCGGACGACAGCAUGAGCUCCAAGCUUCAAAAGGAUUCUCACGCGCGGAGGAGCAGUUUAUUUUUCAUCAAGUUAUCUUCCGUGUCUUUUUGAAGCAGCUUCGAAGCAUAAACACCUAUUUCUGCUUUAAACUUUGUUAAUGGUUUCUAAAUUCAUGGGACAACCAAAGCCAGAAAGCCUCACACUUUGGAGGAACAUUUGAUGUCAGCAAUGCCUAGAAAAGUCUGGAAAACUAAAGCCUAAACAGACGAAAAAGCCUUGCCCGAAAUCGUCCAGCUGAGCCAAAGAUGUUUGUCUUGCUCUAUGUUACAAGUUUUGCCAUUUGUGCAAGUGGACAACCUCGGGGUAAUCAGUUCAAAGGCGAUACCUACUCCCCAAGAUAUAUCUGUAGCAUUCCUGGCUUACCUGGACCUCCAGGCCCCCCUGGAGCAAAUGGUUCCCCUGGGCCCCAUGGUCGGAUCGGCCUUCCGGGACGAGAUGGUAGAGACGGCAGGAAAGGAGAAAAAGGUGAAAAGGGGGCUGCAGGUUUGAGAGGUAAGACUGGACCACUGGGCCUUGCUGGAGAGAAAGGGGACCAAGGAGAGACUGGUAAAAAAGGACCCAUGGGACCUGAGGGAGAGAAAGGAGAAGUAGGUCCUGUUGGGCCUCCUGGACCAAAGGGAGACAGAGGAGAGAAAGGGGAGCCGGGACUGCCUGGUGUUUGUAGAUGUGGAAGCAUCGUUCUCAAAUCUGCUUUUUCUGUUGGCAUCACAACCAGCUACCCAGAAGAAAGGCUACCAAUCAUAUUUAACAAGGUCCUCUUCAAUGAGGGAGAGCAUUACAACCCUGCAACAGGGAAGUUCAUCUGUGCUUUCCCAGGAAUCUAUUACUUUUCUUAUGAUAUCACAUUGGCGAAUAAGCAUCUGGCAAUUGGGCUGGUACACAAUGGGCAGUACCGGAUAAAGACCUUUGAUGCCAACACAGGAAACCAUGAUGUGGCUUCAGGGUCCACAGUCAUUUAUCUUCAGCCAGAAGAUGAAGUCUGGCUGGAGAUCUUCUUCACUGACCAGAAUGGCCUCUUCUCAGACCCAGGUUGGGCAGACAGCUUGUUCUCUGGAUUCCUCCUGUACGUUGACACAGAUUAUCUAGAUUCCAUAUCAGAAGACGACGAGCUCUGAUCAGCACCGUUGGCCUGAAUGUCCCAGGAUCCUUGUGGCAGACACUUUGAUUUAAUCUGGGGCCCCGCCAGGUGGAACAAGAAGAAAUGAGCUCCAAAAAGACUCCCACUCAAAUUCCAGAGCAUUUACAGACAGUUAUAGCAGAAUCUAUUAAAGCAAGUUGGAACCACCAAACUGCUGAAAUCACGCCGAAAUGAAUUUAUAAAACAAUAACCUCAGAUAUGUUUUCUCAAAAGUGGUGGUUCAUAAAUAUUUAAACAAAUUAAAGACAAUGUUACAAAUUUUCUAUUAAAUUCCUUGAGUGCUGAAACAAAGCUGGCAAUGAUAUUGUCUCAUUAAAUUUUUAUAAAGUUA
Molecule: messenger RNA, 1824 nt
Organism: Phacochoerus africanus (Common warthog)
Lineage: Eukaryota; Metazoa; Chordata; Mammalia; Artiodactyla; Suidae
Gene: C1QTNF7
Product: C1q and TNF related 7
Exons: 4
Coding region: 601-1470 (289 amino acids)
Molecular function (GO): protein binding
Source: RefSeq, a predicted model, not a curated record